GCAUUUUCUGAAUCACCUCAGUUAUGCACUGGAGGUUUCUUCCAAGUUGAAAAAUUUAUGAAAAACUUGUUUGUUCGAAAACUGUAUGUAUGGCCUCGCUUUCAUGCAACGGUGUGCACGAGUCUUGAUAAACACAAACCUGAUGUAGUUGAAUUGCACCAGAGAAUGUGUGAGUCAAUGUCAAACUUGCAAUCAGCUAUUUUGGAUGUGAUGAAUGCUUGCUUACAAGAGAUAAAGAAAACAAACAAAUUACUGGAUGCUGACUUGUUUACAGUUGAGACCAGCAUUAGCAAGGCAUUUGAUCAGCUUGUUAAAGUUGAGCUAGAACCCAUGUGGCAUCAGCUGAGCAGUCAAUCGAAACAAUUGGUCAAUGAUUUGAAGACGCUUCGUUCACUUCUUAGCUAUUUGACUCAGUAUGACUGUGUGACAUUUUUGAAGUAUCUGGACUCUAUUUUACAAGUACAUCUUUGGGAGAAAAACGGCAUCUGA
Molecule: messenger RNA, 489 nt
Organism: Corticium candelabrum
Lineage: Eukaryota; Metazoa; Porifera; Homoscleromorpha; Homosclerophorida; Plakinidae
Product: DNA repair endonuclease XPF-like
Exons: 6
Coding region: 58-489 (143 amino acids)
Biological process (GO): nucleotide-excision repair involved in interstrand cross-link repair; resolution of meiotic recombination intermediates; double-strand break repair via homologous recombination
Cellular component (GO): nucleotide-excision repair factor 1 complex
Molecular function (GO): single-stranded DNA endonuclease activity; damaged DNA binding; single-stranded DNA binding
Source: RefSeq, a predicted model, not a curated record